This is a messenger RNA of Siniperca chuatsi (mandarin fish), 4428 nucleotides long. RefSeq names its product BRCA1/BRCA2-containing complex, subunit 3 (gene brcc3). Gene Ontology annotation, cellular component: BRCA1-A complex; BRISC complex. Gene Ontology annotation, biological process: double-strand break repair. Bases 130 to 912 code for a protein of 260 amino acids. Lineage: Eukaryota; Metazoa; Chordata; Actinopteri; Centrarchiformes; Sinipercidae. Gene Ontology annotation, molecular function: cysteine-type deubiquitinase activity; polyubiquitin modification-dependent protein binding; metallopeptidase activity. The record is from RefSeq and is a predicted model, not a curated record. The transcript has a single exon.
CCGGCUGCACCAACACGGAAUGUUUUGGUGCAGCGCUUCAGAACACGGAAGUGAAGCGCUGCUCCUGCUCCUGCUUGUGUUUGUGUUUUGGUCUCGGCACCGGAUAGAAAACCUAAUUUGUCAAACGUUAUGGCAGUGAGCGCCGUUCACCUGGAGUCAGACGCCUUUCUGGUGUGUAUGAAUCACGCGCUAAGCACGGAGAAAGAGGAGGUGAUGGGUUUGUGCAUCGGGGAGGUGGAACUCACCCGGAUCGUCCACAUACACUCCGUCAUCAUCCUCCGCCGCUCGGACAAGAGGAAGGACCGGGUGGAGAUCUCCCCGGAGCAGCUGUCGGCGGCCUCCACGGAGGCGGAGAGGCUGGCCGACAUCACCGGCAGGCCGAUGCGGGUGGUCGGCUGGUACCACUCCCACCCGCACAUCACCGUGUGGCCCUCCCACGUCGACGUGAGGACCCAGGCCAUGUACCAGAUGCUGGACCAGUGCUUCGUGGGCCUCAUCUUCUCCUGCUUCAUCGAGGACAAGAACACCAAGACGGGCCGGGUGCUGUACACCUGUUUCCAGUCCGUGCAGGCGCAGAAGGGCUCCGAGUACGAACGGGUGGAGAUCCCCAUCCACGUCGUGCCCCGCGAAGCCAUCGGUAAGGUGUGCCUGGAGUCGGCCGUGGAGCUGCCGCGGAUCCUGUGCCAGGAGGAGCAGGACACCUACCGCAAGAUCCACAGCCUGGCGCACCUGGACCCCGUCACCAAGAUCCACAACGGCUCGGUGUUCACCAAGAACCUGUGCAGCCAGAUGUCGGCGGUGAGCGGGCCGCUGCUGCAGUGGCUGGAGGACCGGCUGGAGCAGAACAAGCAGAGCAUCGUGGAGCUGCAGCAGGAGAAGGAGAGGCUGCUGCAGGAGCUGGCUGCUCUGUGAGAGGACACAGAGGCUGGAGGAGGACAGCUGGGAGACCACUAUCAGUUCUUCCGUUGUUGGACAGAGGAAAAGGACCUUCUGUUUUGCUUGUUUUAGCUUCUUUACAAUUUUCUUACCUUCCAGGCAGGGCUGGGUAUCGAACCUAAACACUUUUUUGUACCAACCUAAAAGUGUCUGUCAUAGUCUGGAGUAUCAAGAACUGUCUAAUACCAAAGGUUGGCAUUAAAUGUCUGGUCAGGAUCGUAGUCUUGAUUACUUAUUCUUGAUUAGAUAUUUCCUUAUUUAAGUUCUUGUACAGCUGUAUUGUGUUAAGACUAGAGUUGCAACAGUUCACUUUCAUUAAUGAAUAAUCUGUCGAUUAUUUUCUCAGUUAAUCGAUUAAUCAUUUGGUCUAUAAAAUGUCAGAAAAGAGAGAAAAAUGUCCAUCAAAAAUUCCCAGAGCAAAGAGAAUGUCUUGUUUUGUCCGACCAUGAGUCCGAAAAACUCAAAGAUACUCAAUUUCCAACGAUAUAAAACAGAAAAGCUUCAAAUCCACGCAUUUGAGAAGCUGGAACCAGAACAUUUUAGUCAGUUUUGCUUGGAAAAUUCUUUUGAAAAAUAAAUCGAUUAUUACAAUUGUUGCAGAUUAAUAGUCGAUCGACCAAUCGAUUAAUCAGCUAAUCUUCUCAGCUCUUGUCCCCAGAACUGGUAUCUAAAGUCUGGUCAGAUUUGUUGUUUUGCUUACUUAUUCUUUGAUCGGAUAGUUCCUGAUUUAAAUAAUUACUCAACACAUUUUAUUUGUAUUUUAUUCCAGCCAAGUUCUUGUACGGCUCUUUUGUGGCGAGACAGAAUUAAACCUUUGAGACAUUUGAGAAGUCAGGUUCAUUUUGUUAAUAAGAAAAUCGUGUUUUGUUAUAAAAAUGCUAAUAUUCCUCUAACUACGGAACCAAAAGGUAUUGUUUUGGUAGCUGUAUUAGAGCUACAGCUAACCAUUAUUUUCAUUAUUAAUUAAUCUGCUGAUUAUUUUAUCGAUUAAUUGAUUACUUGUUUGGUCUAUAAAAUGUCAGAAAAUAGUGAAAAAUGACCAUCACAAUUUCCAAUAAUCCAAGGUGAUGUCUUCAAAUUGCUUGUUUUGUCUGAUCAACUGUCCAAAACCUAAAUAUAUUCCUGAUAUUCAGAUAUUUAAUUUACUGUACUGUCACAUAAGACAAAGAAAAGCAGCAAAUCACCACAACUGGAAGCUGGAGCUCUGUAAUGUUUGAUAUUUUAUAUGGAUCUCUUUCACGCAAGUCAAUCAUUUGUGUGCAUUAGUUAUUACCAUGUUUAGUGCAGAUAUGAUAAUAAUAUCAAUAGUAAAUUCUUUCAGGGCUCCAUAGUAACGUAUUGGCACCAGUUUUGAACAGAAUUGAACAAUUUCAAACCAUACACAGCCUUUCUUCCAGGCUGCUGGUGGUUUCCGUCACUUUCAGUACAGUGUUAAAAUCAACUUGAUGAGACUUGAGACUGUCCUUCCAAUGAACAUUAUAAUUUUGUGGCAUGGAGCUGAGACACUUAGUCAAAUAACUGAUAAAUCAAUCGGCAAAAAAAAAACAACCCUGCAAUAAUUUGGAUAAUUAAUCUUUCAAUUACUAUUCAAGCAAAAAUGUCCAAAUGUUUUGGUUCUAGCUUCUCAAACGUGAAGAUUUCCUUAUAUACUCCAUUUUAUAUCAUUGUAAAUUGAAUACCUUUGGCGUGAGGACUGUUGGUCAGACAAAACAAGACAUUUGAAGACGUCACCUUGGGCUGUGAUGGACAUUUGUCACCAUUAAGCAGGGCUUGAUAAUGUAUGGUAGUAUUGGAUUUACAGGAUUUUUGCAUCAAUGUGAACACUACCUGACCAAAAGUAUAUGGUCACCCCAGUCCACAUACUUUAGUGUAGUUUUGGUCGGAUCUGUUUUUCCUGUUAGUUCCAGAAACAGGGUGUGUGCCUGGUCUUAAAAAGUACUAAAAGUUGAUAAAUCAAUUUAGCUACAAUUAAGGUCCUUAAAGGGAUUAAGCACCAUUUUCCAAGGUAUUACAUUUUGUAAGUUGUUUUCAAUAUGUAUACUUGUCCAAAGAGCUUGUAUGGUAAAGUUUACGUGAAUUUAAUCAUUGCGUAGGUGCAUAGUGGGAUUCUGUGUACUUCAUUUAUGGAGUCCCGCUACAUUUGACGUCAUCUGGAAAGGACGACGGUUAGCACGAGCUCACUGAAGCUUUGUUUAUACUCGCGCGGGCCUGCGCAGAUGGCGCACGAGCUACGAGCACGCACAGAGGCAUUUAUGCUCAAUGCGUUGUUCGUUGCAGUGUUCUCCGAAACGACAGGGGGCGUACAAACAGAAUAUUCUGUGAAUAAGCAAGACUUCAACGAGUGUUACGAACGUCAUUCUCCAACAUGGCUACGUGCACUGCCAUACAGCUCCUCAGUGUUGAGGAUGCAUUGAUCUGUUUAUGGUUGAAAAGACAAAAGCGACGCUAGCGAUGUGCCAGAAUCAGAAUCUGUUUAUUGAACAUUACAGUGUUUUAAAAAAAUUAUGUAAAACCAAUAGCGAAGCCGGUUAGUGUUAAACUACCUAGCUAAUGGGGAAAUGCACGUUUUCAGACAAACCCAGUAUAUUUUCUUCAUGUUCACAAUCUGUUCCGCAGUAAGUUGUGCUCGUCAGCAACUUUACAGAAAGUUGGUGACACCAUCUGAACACUGGCGGAUCUGUGAAGGAGGCAGGAUGCAGAAAUACAUUUAGACUUAAAAUGGCAUUGGCUGUUUUUGUGAAGAGAAAGAAGAGGGAGGUGACGUGGUUUUAACAUAGCAGCUUGUGGUUGUAGCCCCUUGUUUAAAACAAAGUAAAAGAGUAUGAAACAUAAAAACUAGAUGUGUUUUUACUCCCAAUACAAAGUUAAAGCAAACCUGACUCAAUCCAUUCAGCAUUUAUUACAGAUAUCUAAGAAAAAAAAUGCCUUUGUUAAGCCUUCUUCAGUCGGUAUCAUCAGACCAAGUAAGAGUGUGAGAGAUCUAAAUCUACCCUCACCCUAAGAAUAGUCACCUCACACCUCAGCAGCUACGCCAUCAAUGGUGUCUGCACUGUGGGUGUUCCUAAGUGUCCUAAAAUCAUUAAUUUGGUUUUGCAUGCAUUGAAAGAGACGUUGUUUUUAGUGUACCACAGCUAAAGCUGCCUUUCUCUUGUAGUAACUGUUAUCAUUUAUCAGGCCAACCACUGUGGUGUUGUCUGCACAUUUAUUUUUUGGGGGUUUAUUUAUUUUAUUUUAUUUUUUGGUAUUUGGCAAGGGUUUCUGUGAACAGGUUGUAGAGGACUGAGACAGCAACCCAGCAGCACAGCUGCGCUGAGAAUUAUAGCUGAGGAAUAGCUGUUGUGAACUCUUACAAUUCAUCGUCUCUUUUAUAAAAAAAAAAAGAAAAAAGAUCUAAGUGUUCUCCUUCAAGAUGUUGUAUGACAGAGUACAAGAGAAAGGAAACAUCAUCCACAGAUCUGUUGGGUCAAUAAACAAAGUCAAGUGGGUCAAGAA